Messenger RNA from Spodoptera frugiperda (fall armyworm), 2118 nucleotides. RefSeq names its product luc7-like protein 3. Gene Ontology annotation, biological process: mRNA splice site recognition. The record is from RefSeq and is a predicted model, not a curated record. The transcript is spliced from 10 exons. Gene Ontology annotation, cellular component: U1 snRNP; U2-type prespliceosome. NCBI's taxonomy places the organism in Eukaryota, Metazoa, Arthropoda, Insecta, Lepidoptera, Noctuidae. Gene Ontology annotation, molecular function: mRNA binding. Bases 317 to 1585 code for a protein of 422 amino acids.
UAUUCAUUCACUCAUUCAUUGACUGCGUGAGCGUGAGCUUGUUGAAGGGCACGAUUGUUUUGCAUUUUGCAUUGUCUUUAGUACGCUGUAAUGUAUUAGUUAUAAUAUUACUUAACUGUAAUUAGUGUUUAUUAUUAUGCAUUCAAAUUGAGACACGCUGUUCGAUUCGUUUGGUUAAUUAUUUAAGUAAGUAACCACAAUGGCGGUGCUGGCGGCUGCUCAGCUGCUCGAUGAGUUGAUGGGCAGACAUCGGAAUACAAAUCCAAACGAAAAGAUUAAGAAACCGAAUUGGGAAGAUCCUGAGUAAGUAACCACAAUGGCGGUGCUGGCGGCUGCUCAGCUGCUCGAUGAGUUGAUGGGCAGACAUCGGAAUACAAAUCCAAACGAAAAGAUUAAGAAACCGAAUUGGGAAGAUCCUGAGUACUGUAAAUAUUAUAUGGUGAAGUUCUGUCCGCAUGACUUGUUUGUGAACACUAGAGCUGACUUGGGUGCUUGUCCUAAAGUACAUGAUGAUGAAGUUAAAGAACUGUUUGAAAAGGCUGAGACCUCAUAUAAGAAAGCACAAUAUGUGGAAGAGUUUCUACGGUUCUGUCGUCAUAUGAUCAAUGAUGUUGAGAGAAAAAUCCAAAAAGGUAAACAAAGAUUGGAGCUCAUGAAUUCUAAGCCUGAUGGACCUCCUAUGACCCAAGCCCAGACUGAGAAAAACCAAGAACAGGUGCAAUUACUAUCAGAAAAAAUAACAUCAUUAGUGCAGGAGGCUGAAGAAGCUGGAACUCGUGGAGAUGUGGAGCAGGCACAAGGCCUCAUGAAGCUCUGUGAUAGACUGAAAGAAGAGAAGGAACAACUGUUGAAACAACAGGAGAAUAGUCAUUGGUCUAUGACGGCUGAGUUAGCAGCCGCACAAGAAAAGCAGAUGGAAGUUUGUCCGGUGUGUGGUGCGUUCCUCAUUGUCGGGGACGCACAACAGCGUAUUGACGACCAUUUGUCUGGGAAACAACAUGUUGGUUAUUUUAAACUGCGGCAAGCCUACGAAGAGAUGAACGAAGCGCGGGAAAAGGAACAACAAGAGAAAGAGAGGAAACGACGGGAAGAGAGGGAAAAAGAACGCAGCUCUCGUAGUGGAGGGCUUGGGUCGGAUCGACGCGACAGAGAACGAAUGGAACGUGACCGAGAACGCGAUAGAGAUAGGAGUGAAAGAGGGGAUCGUGGCGAUCGCGGCGACCGUGGUGAUCGUGGUGACCGCCCUGAACGAGGUGAACGCGGUGAACGCGUUGAACGUUCUGAACGCGGUGAACGUGGUGAACGCAUUGAACGUGGGGAUCGUGGUGAUAGGGAGAAUAAUGAUAGGAAGGAACGCGAGAGGGACCCAAAGGAUAGGGAAAGGGAUAGGGAACGUGAGAAAGAAAGAGAACUGCGGGAACGACAUAGAUCAAGCCGAGAAAAGACCAACCGUCAUGAGGACCGUGAGCGGGAACGAGAGAGGGAUCGCGAGAAGGAACGGGAGAGGGAGCGCGAACGCAAGCACCGCAAGGACAGAAGAUCCCCUCACGAGCGCUCGCGGCGACGUUCACGCGACCGCCACUAGCUAAUGACUGAGGUAUCACAAAUGCGCCUGAAAUCGUUGGAAAGCCAUAGAGGAAGAAGCCAGAGUCUCGCUGCUACCGCCAUGCGCCAGCAGCAUCACAUCAAAGAGGUACAUUUGAAAUUAGCACCCGUACAGAAGAGGCGAGGCGCACCGCCGUCCCGGACGUUCUACACUUGGCCAUCGGUUUCGAGGUGACAUAGAAUAGUCACACGUAUUAUUAAGAAUUUCAAUGUUAGCACCAAAACUAUUGGUUAAUGAAAUGCAUGUAGCCGAAAGUCCCGCGUUACAAGUGGACUUGUUGUUAUAUUUUCCGAUUAGAUUUUAAAUAUUUGUAACAGUGUAGAUAUCACUGAUAUUUGAUCUUUAGGAAGGUCACUGUUUUUUUCUGUAAACCAGUUCCUCUGAGGAGUCAUCAGGUAUUUAUCAAAUUAUUUUUUAUCCUUACUUAUCGUAAUGAUGUUAACAUGAUUUAUUGUGUAUGUUGGGAAUGAGCUGAUAGCCAAUGUCUUGAAGGAUUAAACUAUUUAAUUCAA